Messenger RNA from Cadophora gregata, 1085 nucleotides. RefSeq lists its product as uncharacterized. The transcript has 3 exons. Gene Ontology annotation, molecular function: aldose reductase (NADPH) activity. Bases 114 to 1085 code for a protein of 323 amino acids. Lineage: Eukaryota; Fungi; Ascomycota; Leotiomycetes; Helotiales; Ploettnerulaceae. Gene Ontology annotation, cellular component: cytosol. The record is from RefSeq and is a predicted model, not a curated record.
AUUACUUUUGAGAUGCAGUAAAAUUAUGUACAUUCGGAUCAAGGUUGAAAGAAAUAGUGGAGUAGGAAGCUAUAUGAAAUCCAGUCGGAAUAAUCUACAAAAGUACUAUCAAAAUGGCACUCAACAGGACCUUCACACUCAAUACAUCGGCGAAGAUACCAGCUGUCGGUUUCGGAACAUGGCAAGCUGCGCCAAAAGAGGUGGAAAAGGCUGUUGAGGUGGCUCUACGGACGGGAUAUCGACACAUCGAUUGUGCUGCAAUAUACAGAAAUGAGCAGGAAGUCGGAAAUGGCAUCAAAAACAGCGGAGUCCAGAGAAAUGACAUCUUCAUCACGGGUAAGCUGUGGAAUACGAAGCAUCGGCCUGAAGAUGUAGAAAGCGCUUUGGACAAGACACUUGGGGACCUGGGAGUCGACUAUGUUGAUUUGUACUUGAUGCAUUGGCCUUGUGCAUUCAAGCCUGGCGACAAAUUCUUCCCUCUGGAUAGCAAUGGUGUCUUCCAACUCGACGAUGUCGAUGCAUCAGUAACAUGGAAAGCAAUGGAGGCUCUCCUCAAGACCGGCAAAACUCGUGCCAUCGGUGUGUCCAAUUUUAACAUUCGUCGCUUGGAAUCUCUGUUAUCUACGGCAACUGUUGUUCCAGCUGUAAAUCAAAUCGAGAUCCAUCCAUACCUGCAACAGCCAGAUCUCUUCUCAUUCUGCAAGCAGCACGGAAUCGUCCUCACAGCGUACUCGCCUUUGGGAAAUAAUCAAACAGGCGAGCCACGGACUGUUGAUGAUUCAAAAGUGCACGAAGUUGCGAAGAAAUUGGGGAAGGAUCCCGGUCAGGUGCUUGUGAGCUGGGGAGUUCAGAGAGGUCAUGUGGUUCUACCAAAGAGCGUCACGCCGUCGAGGAUUGAGAGCAAUUUUCAGGAUUUUGUCAUUCCGGAAGAACAGAUGCAGGAAUUGGCUGCUCUGGAGAGACACAAGAGGUUCAAUUUCCCUGCAAGAUGGGGAUUUGACAUUUUUGAUGAGGCGGGUGAGGACUUUGUGAAGAAGGCGGCUUUGGAUGCAGCGGAGGAGAAUAAGACCAAGUUCACUGUGUGA